AUGUCCAUCCGGAGCGCUGCUCUUGAGCUCGGUGGACACGAUAUUAAUUCAACACUUCGUGACGCGGUCUUCGCCCAGCUACGCGAGAGCUUUGGCCGUAUGAACUCCUCAACGUCCACAGCAACCACCCCCCAACAUGCAUUCGAAAAGCAGGCCGCCGACGUGAAGGCGCCAAAGAGCGACAUCAAUGCUCUGAUCCUGGACUAUCUGACGAUGGAAGGGUAUCCCAAGGCUGCAGCAAAGUUCUGUAAAGAAGCAAACCUGCAGCCGCAGCAGCCCGACGAUUCCAUCCAGACACGGCAUGCUAUCCAGCAUGCUAUCCACAGUGGCAACAUCGAGAGUGCGAUCUCGGCUCUCAACGAACUUGAUCCAGGUAUCCUGGAUACAGACCCGGAGCUGCACUUUUCGCUCCUUAGGCUGCAAAUGGUCGAGCUCAUCAGGAAAUGCAACGGUGGCGACGUCACCCCUGCUGUGGACUUCGCGGUCGAGAAGCUGGGUCCACGGGCGGCCACUAACAAGAAGUUCCUGGUCGAGCUGGAAAAGACGAUGUCCCUGCUCAUCUUCCCGCACGACAGCCUGCAGCCGGAGCUGGCGGCGUUGCUGAGCUCUGACCUCCGCCGGGACACGGCGACUAAGGUCAACGAGGCGGUGCUGCUGCGAAAGAAUGAGCGUAGGGAGGCGGCUAUCCGGCAGCUCGUCCGCAUGCGAGCGUGGGCCGAAACGUCGGCCAGGUCCAAGAACAAGGACCUACCCGAUUCCAUCGAGUUGGGUCUGAACGCGGACAGCAUGGAGCAUGGUGCCGGCCAGCACGAGCCGAUGAUUACGACAUGA
Molecule: messenger RNA, 831 nt
Organism: Chaetomium strumarium
Lineage: Eukaryota; Fungi; Ascomycota; Sordariomycetes; Sordariales; Chaetomiaceae
Product: CTLH/CRA C-terminal to lish motif domain-containing protein
Exons: 4
Coding region: 1-831 (276 amino acids)
Biological process (GO): proteasome-mediated ubiquitin-dependent protein catabolic process
Cellular component (GO): cytoplasm; nucleus
Molecular function (GO): protein binding
Source: RefSeq, a predicted model, not a curated record